CUCGCCAUCUUGCGCCCCCACCCCCACCCCUUCAGCCUAGCCCAGUCACCUUUUUCCCUGUCUACACUCUCUGUCCCCCCCAUUCCCCGCCCCCCUGCCCAUCGUGUCCCGGGGCCGCCGCCGCCGCCGCAGACAGCGCGCGCCAUCUCUGUCCCCUCUCUUUCUCCACGCGGGACGCGCAGACGUGCCUCCACGUGUCCUUAAGCAGAGAUGAAUAAUACUGCAGCUAGCCCGAUGUCUACCACCACUUCAAGUAGUGGACGAAGUACAGGGAAGGCUGUAAGCUUUGCUGCAGAAUUGCAGAGCAUGAUGUUUUCUUUAGGUGAUGCUAGGAGACCUCUCCAUGAAACAGCAGUUUUAGUAGAAGAUGUGGUUCACACACAACUAAUUAACCUGUUACAGCAAGCUGCAGAAGUCUCUCAGCUCCGGGGAGCAAGAGUGAUCUCUGCUGAAGAUCUUCUGUUCUUGAUGAGAAAAGAUAAGAAAAAACUUAGAAGACUUCUGAAAUACAUGUUUAUCCGAGACUACAAAUCAAAGAUCAUCAAAGGCCUUGAUGAGGAUGACCUCCUGGAAGAAAAGCUGAGUGGCAGCAGCAGUACAAACAAGAGACAGAAGAUCGCUCAGGACUUGAUCAACUCUAUUGACCAGACAGGAGAGCUUCUGGCAAUGUUUGAAGACAACGAACUUGACGAUGUUAAACAGGAAAGAAUGGAGAGAGCAGAAAGACAGACUCGAACUAUGGAUUCAGCUCAAUAUGCAGAAUUCUGUGAAAGCCGACAGCUAAGUUUCUCCAAAAAAGCUUCCAAAUUUCGAGAUUGGCUGGACUGUGGCAGCAUGGAGAUAAAGCCCAAUGGUACAGCUAUGGAGAUUCUGGCAUAUUUAGCGUAUGAAACAGUAGCACAGUUAGUGGAUCUGGCUCUUCUCGUGAGGCAGGAUAUGGUAUCCAAGGCAGGGGACCCCUUCAGCCACGCCAUUUCUGCAACCUUCAUUCAGUAUCACAGCUCUGCUGAGGGGUCCUGUUUGAAGUCCUGCCCAGACUCUCCUGAGAGCACACCGCCUCCUACACCAACAGCGCCCUCUUCUGGAUCACAGCAUUCCGGGAGAGCCACAUGCGGAUCCCUGGGGAAUGGGAGUGCUGGACAAGACUCCACUAAAAGCAAGCAGAGGAAGAGGAAGAAGAGCACUGUGGCCUGUGGUGUUGAGGCUCACAGCGAUGCCAUCCAGCCCUGCCACAUCAGAGAAGCCAUUCGACGCUACAGCCACAAGAUUGGCCCUCUUUCCCCAUUCACAGUGAAGCCACUGACACUGAAGGAAGAAGGGAUGCUGUGCAGAGAUGCUGCUGUGCAGACACUGCUGUGAGGGAGACGCUGGAGUAAACCUCUGAGUUUUAUUUCUCUGUGCCCGUCAGAGUAAACCAAGCCAACUCAACACUUCCUGUCUCUGUCCUCAUCACAGGUAUAGGCAUUGACCCAUCUGCUCCCAAAAUAAGCUUCUUACUUCAGUUCCUUGGAGUCUGGCUAAGCAACCAGACUGCUAAUACCUAGACAGUGAUCACUUUGGCUCCUGAAGGCCCAUCUCUGACAUCCUUGCUCAACUCAUCAGCCUCUUCAUGUUCUGGUCAGAUGCUCUUUACUUGGGGGCACACACAGUCAAGUUUGAGCUGAGACCUCAGAGCAUUUCAGUUCCUAACCAGAGUCCCCAUAGCCAGCAUGAGAACAGCACACACCAAUUUCCUAUGGAGACCUUGGUUCUCUAAAUGUCUACUUUUGAAGGAAGAAGAUUGAGUUUCAUCUGUAUUGAGUAAGAAGAGCGUAAGCUUAAAAGUAUUUUAUGUUUCCAUCACAAUUUAUUCUGUUUAGCAUAAAUCACCAGAGCCAACCAUAACUUCCCACUAGCUGGAGCUUUCUCAGUCAGUCACAUUACAUGCAUGUCAGAGACACCUUCCUACAAGUCCCUCAAGGUCCGUAGUUUAGAAACGCUGGGGCUUCCUUCCCUUCACCCACUCAACACCUCCGGAAAUAUAUGCUAAUUGGAACAAAAACGACCUGCUUGCCCAACAGGGUUAGACCCCUCUUAACACAAGAUUAAUGAGAGCGAAGUUUAAGGAAAAAAUAACAUUUCUUCAGCAGCCCAAGAGGAGACGCCAAGUAAAAGCCAGCAAUCCCGAUUAGUCCUUUCAAAAGCUCCUCUUUCCUGAUCUCAUACAUUCAGGCUGGCGUCAGCCACCCCUGCCAACCUCUGGCUCAGCCUUCUUCCCUGUGCAGAAAUGCCGUCAUGGUCCAUUUGGACUGUUGUCAACUUGACAACAAUGUACAAUCACCUUCCAAGAGUCUCAGUGAGGGAUUACUGGAUGAGGUCAGUCUCUGGGCAUACCUGUGAGGGACUUCCUUUAACUGGGAACAUUGAGCUGGGGUGACCCAUACUGAAUGUGGGUAUCACCGUUCCCUUUAUGGGUCCUGAAUUACGUAAGCAUUGGGAAGGGGAGCCGAGCAGUGGGCACGCAUACAUCCAUGUUCUUUCUGCCCUCAUCAGGCUGCCUUGACUUUGCUGAAAUGACAGACUGUAGCCUGGAGUUGUAAGAUUAACAAACCCUUUCUCCCCGAGGUUGAUUUCCUGUGGGGUGUUUUACCACAACAGCGUAGCGGGAUAGGACCCACACCACAAUUUAGUUAAUUUCUGAACCAGCACAGUCGGAGACGAGCGACAAUAAUGAAGGCCAGCACCAGCGACGGCACUAAAGUCAGUCUAACGCCGCUCAGGAGUGUGCGCUUUCGACCUUAGGAAUUGUCCCUAGACUUUCCACUUAAUUCUCUCAAGUCUUUACCGCGGAGAGAGUGGCCCUGUGGAAAGUAAACACUUUUCAUUAUUGGGACUCAAGUGCUUUCGUCCUUUUGAUUUGUUUUUCUUUUUGCUUCUAUUUCAUCUUUUUUGUGUUCCAUGCUAUCAAGAAACAGCAGACAGUGGGAGUUCAUUUAUUACAGUUUAAAAACCGUCUCCAGUGAUGACAAACUCUUAGAUUCUUUUGUUUAGAGUAAUAUUUUGGUCAAAUGCCUAAAACAGUUCUCUUUGUUUGGGUGUUUUCUUCCCUCUGAAAGCCAGAAUAGGCUAACACUGUAGCAGAUUGCAGGCACACAGGCACCAAGUGCCGGGUACUUCAGCUGGAAGACGCUGAGCGUUGGGAUGCCACGAAGGAGAAAGUACCUGCUAGCAACCCACCGAGCUCCAGCCCUCCCCAGGGAGCACAAGGGCCAGCCUUACCCGACUCUUGCUGUCCGUAUAAAAUCGUUUGUUUCGGUGACCACGGUGCUUAGGGACCUAAGGCAGGCGGGAUGACAGUGCCAGAGAGGCAGAUGGAGUAAACAAGACACCUAGACAAUGCUGGCUCAGCUGGGCUUGCAGCCACCCAGUUAUGUGAUGAACUGUAUGAGAGCAGACUGCAGUCAGACGUUAACAUGCACACCCGCAAACAGCCAUCUCAGACCUCUAAUCUCACUUUAUGACCAAGCUAUAAUUACAUUACAGCGAUUACUUGGAUAUUACAUUUUUAUUACAGUUAUGUCAUGACGUCUACUAGGAAAAAUAUAUGCCUACUUUAACCAAUAAAAUUCUUAAUGACUCAGUUAAGCUGUGUCUACAUGAAACCCAUGACUUAAGCAUUGGGGUCAAAAUAAUUUUUAGGGCCUGGGGGAAGUAGAGAGUUAAUCCCCAUCUACCUGACUGCCUCAGCCUCCAGAGAAAAAUGUCUGUUGUGUGAUAUAAUUCUAGAAAUUAAAAAGUUCCAGGCUAGGUGAUACAGGGAGUUGUAAGUGUUAUGUUUAAAGGCUGAAUGUAUAAGCCAUCUUCAGUUAGCCAAUUCCAGCUGGUAAGAAAAAAGUGGACCUAGAGUGGGGGGCAGUGCUGGAGAGAUAGCAGAACAAUUAGGAACAUUUGCUUGCUCUUCCCAAGGACCCGACUUCUUCCCAGCACAGAUGUCAGGUGUCUCACAACCAUCUGUUAACUCCAGCUCUGAUGGAUCUG
Molecule: messenger RNA, 4017 nt
Organism: Onychomys torridus (southern grasshopper mouse)
Lineage: Eukaryota; Metazoa; Chordata; Mammalia; Rodentia; Cricetidae
Gene: Supt3h
Product: SPT3 homolog, SAGA and STAGA complex component
Exons: 13
Coding region: 211-1359 (382 amino acids)
Biological process (GO): transcription by RNA polymerase II
Molecular function (GO): transcription coactivator activity; protein heterodimerization activity
Source: RefSeq, a predicted model, not a curated record